AUGACACCGACACUAACAGACCCGUUCGAUCUCCUACAAUACAAAACGUCGGUGGCCCAGCAGCGACGAUGGGUUCCCUUUUCGAAAUCGGACGACAACGAGAAGAACGACUUCUACCGCCAGCAGAAUGAGAUGAUCGACGGGUUCCUGGGAAGUGCCGACGAGGAGCGCCUCAAGGCCGAAGAUACCGCCGAGAACGGGGGCAAGGUGAAGCUGGCGGUGCGCGCCAGCUUCGUGGUCAAUUUCUGCCUCUUCGUGAUCCAGCUCUACGCGGCUAUCUCGACGGGCUCGCUCUCCCUGUUCGCUACCGCUGCCGAUGCCUUCAUGGAUCUCGUCUCGUCCAUCGUCAUGCUGAUCACGUCGCGCAUGUCCUCGCGUCCCAAGCCAUACCAGUACCCCGUGGGACGAAGACGUAUCGAGACGAUGGGGGUUAUCAUGUUCUGUGCCCUGAUGACCACUGUGGCUGUGGAGCUGAUCAUCGAGUCGGCCAAGUCGCUGGCCGCGGGAGAGUCGGACUCCGAUGACCUCGCCACGGUGCCGAUUAUCUGCGUUGGCGUGGCCAUUUUCUCCAAGUUGAUGCUGUGCAUAUACUGCUAUGGCCUGCGUCGCUACCCGGCAGCUCACGUCUUCUUCAUCGAUCAUCGCAACGACCUCGCUGUCAAUGGUUUCGGUCUGAUCAUGUCCGUUGUGGGUGACCGAUUCGUGUGGUAUCUUGAUCCUAUCGGAGCAUGCUGCAUUGCCCUUUUGAUUCUGUUCUCGUGGGCGUCGACUGCGUUCGAGAACAUGUGGCUGUUGGUCGGGAAGUCUGCCACCCGCGAGUUCCUGAACAAGGUUGUCUACGUGACUCUGACUCAUGAUUCGAGGAUCGAGAAGGUUGAUACCUGCCGCGCAUAUCAUGCCGGGCAGCAACUCUAUGUCGAGGUAGACAUCGUCAUGGACCCGGAGACCAAGCUGCGUGAAUCCCACGACGUCAGCCAAGCGCUACAGCGCAAGUUGGAGGGACUUGCCGAUGUUGAGCGGGCAUUUGUGCAUGUGGACUAUGAUUAUGCUCAUGACAUCCACGAGGAGCACAGGCCUUUGUAUGAUCCAGUCGGGUCCGAUUCUUCUAUCAGGGGCUUGGUGAAGCGGUUCUUGUUCAAGGAUGAUCAGAAGGUUGAUCAAAAUGGGUCAGCCGUUUAG
Molecule: messenger RNA, 1179 nt
Organism: Aspergillus steynii IBT 23096
Lineage: Eukaryota; Fungi; Ascomycota; Eurotiomycetes; Eurotiales; Aspergillaceae
Product: cation diffusion facilitator family transporter
Exons: 2
Coding region: 1-1179 (392 amino acids)
Biological process (GO): transmembrane transport; monoatomic cation transport
Cellular component (GO): membrane
Molecular function (GO): monoatomic cation transmembrane transporter activity
Source: RefSeq, a predicted model, not a curated record